Molecule: messenger RNA, 7669 nt
Organism: Belonocnema kinseyi
Lineage: Eukaryota; Metazoa; Arthropoda; Insecta; Hymenoptera; Cynipidae
Gene: Fife
Product: regulating synaptic membrane exocytosis protein 1
Exons: 23
Coding region: 442-3912 (1156 amino acids)
Biological process (GO): regulation of synaptic plasticity; calcium ion-regulated exocytosis of neurotransmitter; positive regulation of synaptic transmission
Cellular component (GO): presynaptic membrane; cytoskeleton of presynaptic active zone
Molecular function (GO): small GTPase binding; transmembrane transporter binding
Source: RefSeq, a predicted model, not a curated record
CAAUACGGCCGCUCUGAGAGUGAAGUCACGCGAUCAAAAAACAAGCGAGCUACCCGUACUCCGCAAGCACCUCUGCCCGCAAGCUCGAGUACGCCGAGUCAAGUAACAGAUUCAAAACGGAUUUCAAGAGUGUGAUUAUAGGGAAAGUGAAUUUAAUUAGGGAAAGAUAUAAUUGGAAAAAUUGAAUGCGAGAGGCAUGCUCUCGCAUAAAUUUGGCGAGCCGGGUGGCUCGCAUUUUUUAGCGAAGCGAUUAGAAAUUCCAGAAAUGUGAGGUGCAAUAGAGUGGCUCGCGAUAAAAAGGCGCAGCCAUUUGAAGACUUCUGGCUUGCGACUUUAUGAAAUCAUCAGGUCUGGGGGGUAGGACUAGAGGUGCGAAAUUUGCAUAACGCACACAGUCGGUUUUUCUCCCAUUCAGACCCACAACAACAAAAAACCGCCAGAAUGUUGCCCACCAACGUAAUGUCCUUCAUGAAGAAGAUGGUGGCGAAUCAACCGGAAUCUGGCACGGGAUCCGUAACACCGGAAGAGAGUGGAACAACUUUCAGCAAGUUGAGGCAACUGGGCAGUGGGUUAAUGACGGCAACGGGAAACGUGACAAAAUUGUCUCCGGCCAAGGUUACGCCGGUGGAGGACAUCCAUCCGAAGGAGGAAGUCCCUGAAACAAAACCGGAAAAACCACCAAAUAGUGCCGGAGCUUGCAGAAUAUGCCGCAAGUCUUUCAAACUCGAAGACUUUUUUAGGACAUGCUAUGAGUGUCAAAAUAAGGUUUGCGAAGACUGUGCAUCAUAUUCCAACACCACUGACUCUGAAGACCCGUCAGUGUGGCGUUGUAGCGUUUGUCGAAGAAAACUAGCAUCGAGGGGACAGCCGCUAAUCGUCCCUCAAGAAUCGACAGACUCUCUUCUCGAAGUGCCUGUGCUCGAAGCUCUUCAAAGAAGGCAUAGUGAUGCGAGGUUGGGUUCGCAAACCAUCAGCCAACUUGGGGGACUUGGAACUGGGCUCGCACCACCAAGAAGUCCAGAGCUUAGAAGACAUUCCGAUGUAUCUCCUGCCAGUCUAAAAGAACUCGAGAAGUUUCGAAAGGUUGCAGGGGAGCGUCGUGAGGAGCUCAGGUGGGAAAGAGAAUUGGAAUGGAGGAAUAAAUCCAGAAGCGGUUCUCCGGAUCGUCAUCAAAACGACAGGUCAGAGAGAGGAGAGAGAGGAGAGAGAGGAGAAAGAGGAGAUCGUGGUGACCGGGGUGAAAGAGGGGAAAGAGGAGAAAGGGGAAGAAACACGAGCCCACAGAGGGCGACCAAGCGAACGUCCAUAACAGAGCAAGAAAUUCUAGCAGAUAUCAACCCUGAAGAAGACGAAGAACGUCGACGUCGUGCCAGACGUCGAGGGUCGACAAUGGGAGGAAAACCGAGAGUCACGAGGCAACGAUCUUAUGAUGAUGAAAUCAAAACGGCAUCGAUAGGAAUUGGAUCCGGGCAAUCAACACAUCCCGAUUUUGGUCUAGGACUUCCGGCUCAAUUACCUCGGAGGGCAUCGGCUUAUGAUGUUUUUGCAACUCCUGGAGGUGGUGGUCUUAAUGCCAUGGCGAUCGUAGCUGCACAACACAGAUCUUCAUUUUCUACACAAGGUUCGCGGGAACCGGAAGAGAGACAGUCGUCCCGAAGGCCAUCGAUUCGGGUAGGGGUGAAGCCGGUGAUGCCUUACGAGAUGGGAAAUGACGAAGAGAAGGUUAUCAAUUUGGACUUGGCACAAACACCGGAAGUGGUACCACAAACCUCUCAAUCGUCGAUCCUCGCGCCGGAUGAGGAAAGGCGGACAAGACGCAGGGGCUCCCAGUUACCGGACAUCAAUGCGAUCAGGGGACUUCCUAUGGCACCAGUACCCGUGAAAGCCACUCCCGCUGCAGUCAGCAGAGUAGCCACUGAAGACCGAGACUUACCUCGUCAAGGAAGCCUCGUCGAUGGUGAAGGCAUCAAAAUCGUCAUUCACGACGUCGAUAGUGAAGUUGCUCCAAGAGGAAAUACCAAGAGAAGAGUGGUUUUACGAAGAGAUACUACUAGCGACAAAGGACAUAGAUCUCAAGGUUUUGGAAUGAGAGUUGUGGGUGGAAAAGGUGGGACAGAUGGCCAUUUGUUUGCUCAAAUACUGUUGAUUUCGCCCGGGGGAUCUGCUGAAAAAGCUGGACUGCAAGCUGGUGAUAAGAUUCUUGAGUGGUCUGGAGUGUCUCUUGUCGAUCGAAGUUUUAAGGACGUGGCACAAAUAAUCGAAAGAUGUAGUAGUGACGUUGCAGAACUCGUAGUGGAACACGAAACUGACACUGAUGGGGAUUCUUUUGACGAAGGUGUGAAAUCUUCAGCAAACUUGCAAGCGGACACAGAUACGGACAAAACACCCACUUCGCCGACGCGCCGGAAAUUGCCAAAGACGCCGGAGCAAAUCGCAAAGGAGAGAGAGGUGAGGGGUCGGGUGCAGAUCCAGGUCUGGUACGAAGCUGAAAGAAAAGAACUGGUAGUUUCGGUUUUGGCUGCUGACAAUCUAUGUGUAAGAGAGGAUACAGGGCAUGGAACACCUCCAGAAGCUUACGCCAAAUUAACCCUGGUCCCCCCUUGUGGAGACCACAAUUCGUUAAAGACAGACAUUGCGGGACCUGAUCACAGUCCAAUCUGGAACGCAACCUUGAACUUCACCGGUAUCUCUGGUGAGAAAUUGAUGGAUCGAAAUAUCGAAGUUACUCUCUGGGAUAGACUUCCAGAGGGGGAUGACGUUUACCUUGGGGAAUGCAACGUGGAACUGCAAAACGCUUUCGAAAAUGACAGAGCAGUCUGGUAUCGAUUAGAAGAUCCAAAAGGAAUGCGUAUAGGACAUUCUCGAUCACCACGAGGGUCAUUUUCAACAGAACUCGUACAAAGAUUGAUAAGAAGAGACUUACAACAAAGAAGCUAUAGUGAUGAUACGCACAGCGAAAGCGGAAGUCCUGAACCCUCUCUUCUGCAUCCAGAUCAUGCAUUAUAUGGAACUUCGAGACGUGGGUCGAGCCAAUCAGAGAUACUAGAAUUUGAGCCCUACGAAUUGAGUAAGGAUUACAGCCGAUCCUUGCCAGGAAGUCGCAGAAGCAGUUUUCAGAGUCAAGGACAAGGAGGAGGAACUGAUAGCAAACGUGGAAGUAUUGGCGAAACAGAAAUACCAGUUUACUAUAAUCGAGAACGUCGUCGUAGUUCGGUGGCUCGGCAUGUUAGAGAUCCCAAGGAUAUCUUUGAAGGUCUCAAAUCCUUGCAGUCUACUAAAGGCGAGUUAGGAAGGACUUUGAGUCUCACCGCAGACAAGAGACGCAGCAGCAGGUCUGGGCGGGGUGAUCGUAAAGAAAGUGUUGUGGAACUACCAGAAAAGCUGUUUGACCUUAACUACGAUUCUGAUGAGGAUGAGCGAUGGAGCCAGCUAAUGAGAGGAGACGAUGGCGUUCACCUGAAAUUAGGACCAGGGCAAGUACUACCCAGAGGAAUAAGACUUUCUGGAGCUCAAAAUGGAGAGUUACAGUUGGCGGUUUGUCUAAGCAAAGGUAACUUGGAGGUCGAGAUCAUUUGUGCGAGAGGAAUAUGUCCAACAGACGGGGAAGUGCCAUAUACAUACAUCAAGACCUUUCUUUGUGCUGAAGGUCGGAAACUACAGAAACGCAAAACCCGAGUGCAGCACUCCAGAAAUCCGCAAUACCGAGAAACUUUAAAAUAUCCUCGCUGUGAUGCAUUCGGCAGGGUUCUCCUGGUGAUGCUUUGGGAAAGGAAACAAGGAUUCGGAAAAAAUCAGGGAUUAGGUGAAGCUGAAAUCGACUUGGACAAUCUUCCUCUCACCGAAAUGUCAGUUGGCUGGUACAUCCUCUUUCCAAUUCAUAAUCCUACUUCCCAGAAUAUAGAUUCUCCAUGAUUGAAGGAAAAAUGGACUUUCGAACCUAAAGUACUCGAUUUCAAACUCAGUUUAUUGCUGGGAAACGAGUCUGAAUCAUCUGUCAAGAUUAGCUCUUGGUUCUUAUUAAACCAGUGUCAAAUUCUUUUUCGUUGAGCAAAAUAUUCCUCUUUUCAAUAUCAAAGCAAAUUCUCACCGAAUUAUUUCUAAAAGGACAUUUUCGUUUGUGCUUUCUCUAUAUCUGGUUAUAUUGAAAUGGAGAUUUGCAAAUUACUGUAAAACCUGUCGACAAUCAGUCCCAGAUGAUAAAACCUAAACUAAAAAAUAAAUCUACUCAAUCGAGAAAUUCGAAAAGCUGACAAUCAAAUCUGGUAGGAAAAAAUAUAUACUAUUUGCGAUAAAUCCCAGAAAAAAGAUAACCAGAUUGAAACAAUUUUUCAAUAAUGUUACCGAAUAAUCGUGAAUUUUAAGGAAUAGAAAUAAUACUGCUUGUUGAAUUAAGAAUAGGGAAAAGGAACCAAGAUUGUGUUCUUUGAUUCAAAGCGUAUUUGUCUGAAUCCGUUUGAAACGAAAAGUGAUAACGAGAGAUGUUUAUUUUUUUGCAAGUAGCAAGAGUGUACGAAAAAGAGCGAGAGAAAUUUAUAAAGAGCCAAUCUUGGCUGAUGUAACGAGGGUCCAUUUCUUCCAGCAUCAAAUCGAUUUUAAAGUCGAGAAUCGUUAACAAAGAGAGGCUCAAUUGAUAUCUUUGCAAUUGCAAUUGUACUGGUUGAUCCAGAUUGUGGUUCAAAUGAGUCUCCCUGAAAUCCGGAAAAGUAAAGUCAGAACCUUAUACAUAUAAGUAUUAUCGAAGUAUUUUGGGGGUCCUUUUUCCCUUUAAACAAUACUUUCUUUAGUUUGAGACUCUUUUAGGAAAAUAUGUCACUUUUUCAGUUAUUUUCGAACGCUACUUAUUGACUGUAGAUAACGGAAAUGGAAAUCUUCAAAAUAUUUCGAUCUUAAUUGUCAUGUUAAAAUUUAGAUAGUCGCCCUCCUCGCUUGCUGGUCGAGCGAAAUUUUUUGGGGACGCAAUUAGGGUCAGAAAAUAAAUUUGUGGCCAAUUAUGCAAAUAAUAUAUAGCGAACAAUCGGUGUUUAGGAAUCGCACAAUUUUUGUAGUUUGUAGACUCACUUGCGAAAAGCCGAUUCCUCGGAGGGCCGUUGUAACAGAAUGUAACAGGAUCCUCGAAUUUCUGCAUUUGUCUGUGUUACAUUUAUCCAGACAUUUGUCCAGACCUCUUUUCUAUGCUACUCUACCUCCCCUUAUCCAUUUUUUACUCUCUGUCAUACAAUAUUUCAUACAAUAUCUCAUUAAGGAAAUAUCGUUCAAAAAAUCUCUAACUAAAUAUUCGAGGAAAAAUUUAUCUGAAUUUUUAGAAACAACUUUCACCACCUUUUCACUGCGUGGAAUGCGUUUUUUAUGUAAAGCAUUAUUUUUGAGAAAGAAAGAGAUUUGCGCUCAUCCCGCCUAAAAUGAUAGAUUAUGAAGUCGAGUAUAAUGUUUCAAAGUUUAAACGUGAUAAAUUGUUCAUAGAAACUACCAAGUAUAUAAUAAUAAUACAUAAUAAUAGUAGUAAUAAUAAUUUUAGCAAUAUUAUAAAUUAAAUGAUAAAUAACUAUUAAUACAAGGAAAGUAAUAUGGACAAAUUAGAAAAUGUGAUUCUGCAUAUUUGCAGUAAAAAAAUAAAAAUUCAUUGGUGGAAAUUAAGAAUUGUCAAUAACUUUACGUCAAAGUGAAGUUACCAGAAAGUAAUCGUUUGUUUAUUUAUAUCCUCAAUGAACUUCUAAACUUAUAUAUUAACUUCUACCGACUGACGUUUUGCAAUACUCCAUUUAAAAUUUUUUUAUCAAUUCUGAUUUAGUGAAGAAUUAUUCAACUACAUAAAAUAAAUUAUAGCAUUAUUUUUAACAUUUUAUGGUACAUCUAUACUGGGAAUUAUCUUUCCUGAAAAUACCUAAACAGAAUUAACGGCCUAUAAAAAUUAGAAAACUAAGUAAUAACGACGCUCCUCUCCAACGAAUGCAGACGUCUCUAUAUGUAUAUUUCUCUUUCCGAAUAUUUUUUAACUUACUGAAAUUUAGUUAAAUAAAUAAGUAGACUAAAAUCGUCACAGUGUACCAAUUCUAAGCUUAUGAAUAGUCAGAGUUCUUCCUCAGAUUCUACUUGGCAUUACGUUCUAAAAAUAGACUUUCUUAAACCAAAAAAUCAGAGUUCAUAUUCCUUGAGUGAAAAUCGAAAUAGCACUAAUUUUCAUGAUUUACAUUAUUUUCCCAGGGACAAGAAAGUCUCUAAAAGAAUUCGAAAGGUGAGAAAAACGAAAGAUUUUCUCAAAGUAAAUUUGAUAAAGAAAAAUUUAUACGAGUCUUUCAGACUAUAAAAUUAUUCUUCCUUUGUAAUUGGAUAAAAAUGCUUCAGAGCAAAUAAUCUUUAAUCUAUAAAUUUAAUAAUCUGAAAAUAUAAAAUUAAACUAAAAAAAAUCAUAGGAAUAUUAACAGUAAAAUCUUUGAGAUAAAACCAUCUAUAAAAUACAUGUAUAAAUAGAAGUACUUCUCUAAAAAUGAAAUUCUGAUCAUUCUUUUCUCAUCGGGAAAUAAAUUAAUUAUAAUUUACCGCAUUAUCAUUUUCUAAGACAAUGGUUGUGAUGAAGAUACUCAAUUCCUGUUCGCGUUCAUAGAGGAAAAAUAUAACUAAUGAUUUUAGUGCAAUCGACAUUUUCUAUACAAAAAAUGGCCUAUCUCGCGUCUGCAUAAGUUUACGAAAUAUUUUAUCUACCUUUGACAAUCGAUCUCUUAGAUGCUCUUAAUAAAUACCUGAUACGUUAAAAAUAAAAGUGAAAAUUAUAAGUAUUGCGUAUAAAUGAAUAUAUUGUACAUCGUAAAUAAUUGCGUAAGGCAAAUUAUAUACAUAUACAAAUUAUUAUCCAAACCGUUUACAAGCGAUCAAUCACGCAACCUGAGCCAAAAGGUUAACAAUAUUGUUAAAUAAUUAAUUAAUUAAACAAUUAAUUGAUUAUUUAAUUAAUCACAGCAAUUAUACAAAAAUGUUAUCUAUGCAACAGCCUCUUCCCUACAUAUCUGUGUUGUAAUUUGUUCUAUAUGUGACAAUCUUGAAAAAAAAAUCUAUUCGUGAAUCGAACAUCGAAUAGAUCGAUUCAAAUAACUACGAAAACUUACAUAAAUGCGCACUGCACAGUGCAUGAAAUUAUGUGUGCGUGUGUCCGACAAGUCAAUUUUUGAGCGUAAUUAAAUUUCUGUGUAAAAAUUUCACACGUUCAGUCGGUUUGUGAUUUUAGUAUUUUGUUUCAGCCUUUCUGGUAUUUUAAUUAUUUUAUAUUUAGAAAUCAUAAAUAUUUUUUUAAAUGUAUAUAAAAAUAAUUAAAAAGAUAUUUUUUUGAAACUGAGAUAAAAGUUUAACAAAUUCGUUAUAACUUCUGAAGAAUAGUAAUAAAUCUGUAGGAUAGUAGAAUUUUAAUAUUUUUCUUGAUGAUUCUGUGAAACUCACACACACUUUAGCCUCAAUAUGAAUAUAAAACACAAUAUGUUGAAAAAAAUUCAAUUUUUUUGCCAUUGUCGGACAGACACUUUUGACGUUAAGUUUGCAAAUUUCACGAAUUUAAAAAGAAUGUGUAAUGUAUAAUCGAGCACAUCAGGCGGCGAGUGAUCUAAAAUUAAGUAUAAACUUCAUGUGGGUGAUGUUUAAAAAAUCGAAAAUAUAAAUAAAAAGUACAUUACCAGACAAAAAA